AUGGGGACAUUAGGGUUUGAGAAACAUGAAAGAAGAUUGAGUCAGGUCCUGCUUGUGGUUUCGGUGCUGAUCGCAGCAGCAUGGGACGCGGGGAUUCAGCCGCAUCCACCUUGCGUGGACAAGGAUGGUGCUCCUCAUUCCCUCUAUCCCUCCCCCAACGCUUAUGUGCUUCCUAUCCCUGCUGCGCACAUUCCCUUGCCUAUCACCCCUCUUUCAGCGAAGCUCCCUUGCCUCACUCCCAUCGCCCGUCGCAACCUGGCGGAGUACCUGGGGCUGAAGGCAGUGCGCGCCAUCCACGUGCCCAUCCCCGUCAACCUCAUCUUCAUUGGCUUUAAUGGCUCUGGUGACCACGGCAUGCGCAUGAGGGAGGGCGACAUGAGGCGGUGGCUGCAGCGCAUGGACCACGUGGAGGAGCACACGCGCGCGCCCCUCAACUGGCCCUCCCUCCUCGCCCGCCUCUCUCACACCAUGGGGGCGGGCGGCGAGCUGGUGCGCAGUGAUGAUGAUGACGACGAGGAGGAGGGGGAGGGGGAGGGGGAGGGGUUAGAGCAUGACCUGCCGCUGAUCAGCAGCGUGCACUACAACUACACGGUGCAUGUGAUGGAGAUGGGCGAGCGCGUGGCGUCCGUGUUCGAAGCAGCAGUGCGCACACUCUCCCGCCCCGACGACCCCACCGCUGCUGCCGCCUCCCACGACGACGACGACGACCCCGCCGACUCGCCCCCGCACCCCCACCACCCCUCCUCCGCAUCAUCAUCCGGGACGGGCGGCGCGGGGCAGCAGCAUUGGUACCAGGUGGACAUGGGCGCCAUGGCGCAUGUGGUGGACAGCCUGGUGGACUCGCUGCAGCUCGAUGCCUCCGCCUACAAUGUGAUUGUGCUCAACCUCAACCGCGCACGCGCUCGCAAGCGAUACGGGUACAGGCUCGGCCUGUCAAAUGCGGAGUUCAACAUGCUUAAGUCGGAUGACCGCAUGAGGCAGCACCUGCUGUCGCCAGGGCUGGAGAAGGUGCCGCAGGUGCUGGACGAGCAGCACGUGCCACAGCCGCUCUUCUCCUCUCGUCCGGGUCACAAGCUCGCAUGGCGCUACAUCGAGCCACAUGAAAUCCUGCCAUGGGCGGCGCGGGUGACAGCGCUGCUGGGCACAGUGGAGCGAGUGGUGAGCGAGCGGGGAGACCCGCGUGCCAACGCCGCCCGCAAGGCGCAGCAGCUGCUCACCUCGGGGGACCCCCGCCGCGCCCGCGCCCUGCGCGCCGCCCUACAAGAGGCCGAUGCCAGCUGGCAGGAGCAGUGCCUGACUGACACGUGGAUUGGCACCCGCAGGUGGGCGCUCAUGGACCUGUCUGCUGGCCCCUUCUCCUGGGGCCCUCUCUCCCCCGCCCCCCACCGCCCCGCUGCUGCCGCUACCACCCCCACUGCACCUCUCAACACUGCUGCUGCUGCGGCUGUUGGUGCUGCUGCUGGUGGGGCAGGAGGGAACGGCAGCAGCAGCAGUGUCAUGGGGGAUGGGUGGAGCAGCAGCAGCGUGGUAGCGGUGGAUGUGGGGGUGGGUGGCAGUGCAGCAUGGGGAGUGAGGUCGGAGGCCAGCCUACCCUCCGUAGACCGCUACUUCCAUGCCCUCUCGCAUGCCUCCUUAGGUGGGUGCUGUGGGGCGGGGUGGGCGCACAGGUGGGUGGGCGCACAGGUGGGUGGGCGCACAGGUGGGUGGGCGCACAGGUGGGUGGGUGCACAGGUGGGUGGGCGCGCAGGUGGGUGGGCGCGCAGGUGGGUGGGCGCACAGGUGGGUGGGCGCGCAGGUGGGUGGGCGCACAGGUGGGUGGGUGCACAGGUGGGUGGGCGCACAGGUGGGUGGGCGCGCAGGUGGGUGGGCGCGCAGGUGGGUGGGCGCACAGGUGGGUGGGCGCACAGGUGGGUGGGCGCAUGGGUGGGUGGGCGCAUGGUCAACCCCUUGCUGUCGUGUCCUCUCAAUCGACCACCCCCACGUGUGUGCGCUGUGCGGCGAGCAGAGGCGUGGGAGGGCGACCUGAGGGGGCGCCUGGAGCGCAUGGCAGAGGAGCGGCUGGAGGCGGUGGAGGAGGGCGAGGGGGAGGGCGGGGAGGGGCAGCACGCGGUGGACGUGCUGCUGGCGGAGCUCGACGUCUACCACGCCUUCGCCGCCCGCCACUGCUCUCACCGCGCCGUUCCCAGCGCUCUCUGCCGCGAGCUGCAGCAGAAGCUGGAGGAGGUGAAGGACGACCUCGCCAAGCACCAGGGCGGCAGUGGCAUGGCCGGCAGCGUCUUCACGGGCCGCAGCGUGCGGGCGGCACUGGAGCGCCUGCACAGCUGGAAGUUCCAAAGCGUGCCGCCCGACAGGCAUGCGGGCAAGGGCGAGGCGGGGGAGAGCAGCCCUGCAGUGACGCGUGCGUGGGACAUGCUCAUGGCUGAGCUGGCGGCCACGCUGGCGUCCGCCAUGCGCCACGUCAUCACGCCGUCCACGGCUGCUGGCGCGUACCACUUCUACGAGCGCGUGUCCUUCCACCUCUACAUCAUCUCCCACCAGGCGUACUACGAGAGGCGCCACACCCCGCAGUACGUGGAGGACUUCAAGGCGGAGGUGCAGAAGCUGAGCCUGCCGGGCCAGCGCUUCCACUUCUCCACCUACCGGCUGUCAGUGGCGGAGGACGCGGCCCUGGCGACGGCUUUCUCCGCCUCGCUGCGCGCCGCCGUGCUGCCCUCCGCGUCCGCGGGUGGCAAGGCGUCAGCGGGGGGGCGCGUGCAGCUGUACGUGGACUCGCACGUGCUGCAGCACCAGCUGCGCUCGCUGGGGGACGACAGCCUGCAGCGAUUGAAGCGCAGUCGGGGGGAGCGCGCGCAGCUGGACGUGCCGGUGUUCUUCUUCGCCAUCGCGUCCGACCCCAUCCUCAUCGACCAAUCGCUGCUCGCCAAGUCACUGCCCGACAUGGUGCUCUCAGUGCAGCUGCCGCAGCGCCACUGGCCCACCGGCGUCACCUGCAACGGCAAAGAGAUGCACGCUGACCUGCGUGACCCCCUGGCAGCAGUGCUAGCGGCCACAAUGGAGCACCUGGCAGGGCUACUGCCAGCUCACAUUUCCUUCUCCGCCGCCCACUCCUCUGUCGUUCAGGACUGGCGGUGGGCGGCGGGGGGGCAUCCCUUGGCGGCCAUCGGAGGGGGCCUGCUGGGAGGAGGAGGGGCGAGCAGCGCUCAUGUGUCAUCACUGCAACAGGACGCCAUGGCGCGGUCAUUCGUGGUGACAGCGCUGGACGAGGCUGUUGCCACCGUCAACCGUGCCAUUGCACACCUCGCUGCUGAGACCACCAACGAGGACACGUAUGCGGUGUUCAAGCGGUGGGAGCGGCAGCUAGCGGGGCAGUACAAUGCGGUGGUGGAGGGGUGGCGGCGCGUGGCGGCAGCGGUGGAGGCCAUGGACUAUGGGGGCGCGCUGCACCUGCUGCCAGGCAUUGAGACCGCUGCUGCAAGGUGGGAGGGGGAGGUGCGGGAGGUGGUGGCGCUGCUGCACCCGGCUCGCUGCACCAAGCAGCGGCGCCUGCAGGUGCGAGGAGGGCUGCUGCCGCUGCUCUGCUGCCUGUCUGUGCUGUUGCUGCUGCUGCUCUGUGUGCUGCUGCGCAAGAGGAAGAUCAAACCCAAGGUCAACUAG
Molecule: messenger RNA, 3654 nt
Organism: Closterium sp. Naga37s-1
Lineage: Eukaryota; Viridiplantae; Streptophyta; Zygnematophyceae; Desmidiales; Closteriaceae
Source: the annotation of a GenBank genome assembly